CAACGUCCAUUACAGGAAUUUUGUUCCACGCGCGGGUCAAGUCCAGCAUAUAAAAUCUGUCCACGGUGAACAGCCAUGCGAAAUCCAUCUCAGGCAUCCAAAUGGUCAGGCCGCGGCGUCUCAAUCCAAUCCCCAAUGAUGGCCGUGGUUUUUGGCGGUGAUAAACUAUCGCCGACCGAUCAUAUUCUCGCUGUCAUUUUUGUCUUCAAUUACUGCCUGUCUGUUUAACCUGGAACUUUCUAGGAUGAAACUACGUUACGAAGUACGAAGUCUAGGUCCUCCCUCGUCUCCCUGCCAAACAGGAACCAUCAGUAAUUAGUGGGCAGUGCAAUGCACACCUGUGACAAGGCAAAGCCAAGAGGGAGAGCUGCAAAGCCCAGAGCCCUACAGGCACCUAGCUCGACGACCAGAGGCUCGGCGUGGCGUGGCACGGCGUAUCGGGCCUGCGGGCAUGUGGUUUACCGUUGGAGCACUCGGGUUCAGAACCCGCUUGGUGGGAUGUUUGCCCAGAAACCAAAGCGGCUUGGCUUUCUUGGAACUCCAUAUGACCGCCCCCGAAUUGCUGUAGCACCUUCUUUCAUUCCAAACACACAAAAACCCGCCCUUUCCAAUCCCCAUCUUGGCUCCUUGGACUUUUUCCGGGCAGAUCCUCAAUUGUGCAAUGGCGGCGCCUUCUGCCCGCCUACCUACCUAGGGUUUCUCGAUCGCACGUCGAUCUUAUGCCCACGAUUCCGAGUACUAGGUAAGGUAGGUAGGCAGGUACAAAAUUGCACAUUUCAAGCGACAUGCAGCAGGCAUCAAAGACGAAGACUACUCUCGCAUUCGCCCGGCAGCGAUCGGUCGUGUUUGUAGCGUCAAAUCGUUGCCGUCCAAAAUCCCCGAUAUAUAAAGAUUGGAUUUGCGCACCAAAAUGCUAGGCAUAUCUGCUCUUCUCAUAGUCUGUGCUUCACUCGGCUCAUUUGCGGCGGCAUCCGACGGGGUUGUGCAAUGGCACAUUGAAAGGCGGCAGGUUCCUACGCCAACGGCGAAACUGGCAAAACGCGUUGCGACCACCUUUGAGGAGGUCAUCCAAAAUGAGAAGUCGAGAGGCGGCUACUUUGCAAAAUGCUCCGUUGGCGGCCAGGAUGUGACUUUGCAACUAGACACGGGUUCCUCAGACCUCUGGGUCCCGGCCGAAUCCGCAUGUCAAUCUGAUCGAGUUCCCAAUGGCUGCUCUCUCGGAUCUUUCAAGAAGGACCUAUCGUCCUCCUUCAAAGUGACGGGAAAGGACCAGUUCAGUAUUCAGUAUAUCGAUGGAUCAUUCGCCCGAGGCGACUAUUUCACCGAUGCAUUCUCCAUCGGCGGCGUUAGAGUGAUCAACCUCACCAUGGGACUUGGGAAACAAACAGAUAUACCCUAUGGCCUGGCCGGGGUUGGUUACGCCUUGAACGAAGCAAUCGUUGGGGGUAACAGCUCCAACUUUACAACAUAUCCAAACCUGCCGGCAACGAUGCUGAACGACGGCCUGAUAAAUACCAAUGCCUUUAGCCUUUGGCUAAACAACUUGGAUGCAAGCACUGGGAGAAUCCUGUUUGGGGGCGUUGAUGUUGCAAAGUUCAAGGGAGGCAUGGCAAGGAUUCGCAUUUACGAAGAUGUCUUCAGCCAGGAAUAUAUGUCGUUUACAGUGGCUCUGACCUCGCUGGAGGCGCACAGUGGAAGUGGCCAAGACACUCUUACCUCGCGCUCGUUUCCGAUACCUGUGGUCCUCGACUCCGGUACCACCCUCUCCUAUCUACCGAACGAUCUCGCCGUCCAAACAUGGACGGAGGUCGGCGCACUAUACAGUGCAGAGUACGGCCAAGCGCUGCUCCCGUGCGCAAUGGAGGACAGCAAAGGAUAUUUUGUGUUUGGCUUCGCAGGUCCCGACGGACCCAAGAUUCAAGUUGAGAUGAAGGAGCUUGUUUUGGACCUAACAAAUGGGCCGGCCCCGAAAUUCACCAAUGGCAAAUAUCAAGGCCAGGAUGCAUGCACCUUUGGGAUUCAGAACUUCACCGGCCAGACCAUGGUUCUGGGUGACACGUUCCUCAGGUCUGCAUAUGUUGUCUACGACCUGGUCAACCAUGAAAUUGGUAUCGCGCAGACUGAUUUCAACUCGACAACUUCAGAAAUCAUCGCUUUUCCAAGCAGCGGCGCCCCUAUCCCAUCCGCAACUCUGGCACCGAAUCAGGAUCAGGCCGUGGUCAAACCGCAGGUGACAAUACCUGCAUUCAACGCACAACCAGGCUUUAGAGAGGGUGUGAGCCAGGCGACCCCGCUACUGAAGCCGUUGAACAAGACACACAUCCUAUUGAUGUGCGCGGCAAUAGCCCUGAUAAUGUCAGGUUGAUGACAUUGCGGGUUGUUCCCCUUGAUUUUUCUCUAGCAUUAUAUUAGUAUUAAUAUCACUUUAACUCUCAGAAUUACCAUGUCACCCGCGCAAUCCCUUAUUCUGCUGCAGAUAUGUAGGUAGUUUAAACCACUUAUCGGUUGAAUUUAGGUCGUAUUUCAGUUAAUAUAGCUCCUGUAUCCCGUC
Pyricularia oryzae 70-15 is the source of this 2551-nucleotide messenger RNA. RefSeq lists its product as uncharacterized. Gene Ontology annotation, molecular function: aspartic-type endopeptidase activity. The transcript is spliced from 3 exons. The record is from RefSeq and is a predicted model, not a curated record. The coding region runs from base 911 to 2365 and encodes 484 amino acids. NCBI's taxonomy places the organism in Eukaryota, Fungi, Ascomycota, Sordariomycetes, Magnaporthales, Pyriculariaceae. Gene Ontology annotation, biological process: proteolysis.